Molecule: messenger RNA, 1533 nt
Organism: Colletotrichum truncatum
Lineage: Eukaryota; Fungi; Ascomycota; Sordariomycetes; Glomerellales; Glomerellaceae
Product: sporulation protein rmd1
Source: RefSeq, a predicted model, not a curated record
AUGGAUCAGACAUCAACAGCCAGUUCGGCCUCGGCCACCGAGAACACGCCACUACUACCGACGACAGAAAACCGCCCCAAGACGGCACGAACGGUCACAUUCAAUCCAAACCCUGUCACUAAGACGAUAGAGCCAGAGCCCGACGUCCCUCGCCCGCGAACGAGCCACCACGGGCUCUCGACGAGCCCCGGCCAGAGCUCUGCCAUUGCCGCUAUCAACAGCAAACUGCGCCGGAGAAACAGCCAUGGCGCCGUACCGAGCUCCAUGCCGGCUCAGCUGGUUCCCAAGAUCGGACCUCAACGGAGUACGAAGAACGCGCAGAAGUUGAAGCUGCUACCCAAUCCGGAGCUCGGCGAAGAGAGCCCUGACGAGGAGAGCGGGAGGGAUGUGUACUCUCAGUACACGCGUAUUAAGGACCCCACAGCGCGAAGAGACGCCGCGCGACUGGGCAAGGCGGACCGCGAAAGGCUGCCUAGAGUGACGGCGUACUGCACGGCGAACAGGUAUCAGAUGGAUGGUCUAAUGCGGUUCCUGAAGGGUCGCGGCAAAUCAAGGGGCGCCAACCCCAAACUCAUUGAUGAAUGCAUCUACUCGGCCUACGACUACAGCAAGACGGUCGAGAACAGACAUGACCGUCGAGUUGGCGCACAACCGGACCCUGUUCAGGCGUACGAGAGGCGACAUUCCACAGGUGAUGUCUCAGACAACGGCUACCAUCGAGAGAAUCUGAUAGACCUUCAAUCAGAAGGUCGUCACGAUUCUGGCUUUGUGGACGGAUUCGACGGGGGCAACGAUCACGACAAUGCCAUCACCGAGACGAACCCCGACUUCGACACGCAGGUACACACCCCCGAGGUCUUCCUGUUUGACUACGGAGUCGUCGUGAUCUGGGGCAUGACUUUGGCCCAAGAGCAGCGGUUCCUCAAGGAGAUUGCCAAGUUCGAGACGGAAAAACUGGCACCAGACGAUGUUGAGACGGAGCAUUUCAACUUCUACUACACACGCGAGUACCAGGCCCGCAUAUACAACGACUUCAUCACCUUGCGGGACAAGAGGAAUUACAUGACCAAACUAGCCAUUUCUCAUGCGUUAGCACAAAGUGUCAAGACCUCUCUCUUCGAGGAGUUGAUAGCCUCAACUGUUGACACUUGUAAAGACAUUCCCACGCAGAUUGCGCUGACUGGCAAGAUCGCCCUUAGCCGGACCCAGAUCAACAUGCAGAUUGGCGAGCUCUUCAUCCUUCGUAUUAAUAUUCACCUCAACGGCUCUGUUCUUGAUACACCUGAGCUUUUUUGGGUUGAGCCGCAGCUGGAACCUGUAUACCAGGCUGUUCGCAGCUAUUUGGAGAUGGACCAGCGUGUUCGACUCUUAACGGAACGGCUUGAUGUGAUUGCAGACCUGCUGGCUGUGCUCAAAGACCAGCUCAGCCACGGACACGGCGAAAAAUUGGAAUGGAUUGUGAUUGUACUCAUCGCAGCUGAGAUUGUUGUCGCAGCUAUUAACAUUGUGGUUGAUUUGUAUGCAUCGGAUUAG